This is a messenger RNA of Pleurotus ostreatus (oyster mushroom), 591 nucleotides long. RefSeq lists its product as uncharacterized. The record is from RefSeq and is a predicted model, not a curated record. The transcript is spliced from 2 exons. NCBI's taxonomy places the organism in Eukaryota, Fungi, Basidiomycota, Agaricomycetes, Agaricales, Pleurotaceae. The coding region runs from base 1 to 591 and encodes 196 amino acids.
AUGCCCGCGUCAAUAUCGAUCAGAACAGGUAUUCGGUGGAUUCAUAUCACUGCCGAUAGUGCAGAUGAGACAAAAUGGGGAGAGUGGAGUGAACCGACGGAUACAGUAGUUUUGACUGCAUCGAAUGGCUGGUUCUUGGAUGUCCGAUUUCUGAGGGACGGGGGGGAGUUAGAUUGGGCGUUUGCAGGGAGAAGAAGUGUCAAAGGGAAGAUAACCAAGUUCGAGCAUAUGAUUGAUUCCAGAACGACGGACGCAGAAACUAUGGUGGACGAGGGGGAGAAUAUGGAAAUGGAAGACGGCAGUAUCGUCGAAAGAGGGAAGAUGGUAAACCCUGCAAUAGGGAGUUUGAUGCUUUACGAGGAGAAGUGGCGCGAGGAAGAGAGUAGCGGAGGGUUGAUCAUCAGACGCAAGGGCAAGCAGGAUGUAUGGCAAGCGAUGGUCGGGGAUUAUCAGCUGGGAUUGGGGAGAUACCAGGACGGCGGGUUCUGGGCGUGGCAAGCUCGAAAGAGGGACGGGGUAUGGCAGACGAUACAUUCCACGAAGAAUGCCGACCCAGAAGACUCGCAUUGGCUCGUUUUGGCCAACGAGUAG